AUGGCAGGAGAGGUCCCGUUGCAGCUACUUCAGGAGAUGCAGAGGCAGAUGCAGGAGAUGCGGGCAGAGAUGGCAGCGAUGAGGGCAGAGCGGGGUGAGGGAAGAGGUGGACCUUCGGUACAGUCUGUGAACGUAGAGACUGUCAAUUCUAGGAGUGAUGACAACCAACCUACGGUCCAAGGGAAUGCUGAGAAUAAUGCUGGGUCAGGGAGAGGGGUUGGAAGAGGAAACAGCAGGGGUGGAGGAAGAAACGGGGGAGGCAGAGGUGAUGGGAGAGGAAGGGGACGGGGUGAGGGAAGAGGCGUGGGACUAAAUGAGAACGAAAAUGAGGGAGAGCAUGAGGUGAGAAAUCAUGGAGGAAGUGAUGGGAACGGGCGGGGAAACAGGUCGGAGGAGCAGAAUGGUCAGCUUGUGGGGGAAAUACUCGAUCAGGCCCAAGGACUGCACCCCUUCACUGGUGAGGGCAAUCAUACCGGAGAGUAA
Molecule: messenger RNA, 483 nt
Organism: Vigna radiata var. radiata (mung bean)
Lineage: Eukaryota; Viridiplantae; Streptophyta; Magnoliopsida; Fabales; Fabaceae
Product: cell wall protein IFF6-like
Exons: 1
Coding region: 1-483 (160 amino acids)
Source: RefSeq, a predicted model, not a curated record